Microdochium trichocladiopsis is the source of this 714-nucleotide messenger RNA. Its product is annotated as RlpA-like double-psi beta-barrel-protein domain-containing protein-containing protein. The record is from RefSeq and is a predicted model, not a curated record. Gene Ontology annotation, biological process: carbohydrate metabolic process. NCBI's taxonomy places the organism in Eukaryota, Fungi, Ascomycota, Sordariomycetes, Xylariales, Microdochiaceae. The coding region runs from base 1 to 714 and encodes 237 amino acids. Gene Ontology annotation, molecular function: cellulase activity. The transcript is spliced from 3 exons.
AUGAUCAUCUCCCCCACCGCCACUAGAGCGGCCGUCGUGCUGCUCUCGCUCACGUCCCUGACCAUUGCAGCCACGGGCAGUGGACACACCACGCGGUACUGGGACUGUUGCAAGCCAAGCUGCUCGUGGUACGGUAAGGCCAAUGUGAACCAACCCGUGGAAACCUGUGAGGCUGACAACAGCCCACUGAAUAACCCGAACGCGUGGUCGGGUUGCGAUGGCGGUCCGGCUUUCACUUGUGCGAACAUGUCGCCAUGGGCGGUGAAUAAUAACUUGGCUUAUGGUUUUGCCGCCACGACUAUUCAGGGCCAUAAUGAGUCGAGUUGGUGCUGCGCUUGCUACAAAUUGCAGUUCACCUCGGGUAAUCUGAGCAACAAGACCAUGAUCGUCCAGGCAACGAACACGGGGAGCGACUUGGUCUUGAAUCAAUUCGACCUUCUAGUCCCCGGAGGGGGCGUGGGUGCCUUCGACGGCUGCAGAGAGCAGUACGGCGGGCCCUUCCCUGGCCAGCAGUACGGCGGCGUCUCGCUGCGGUCCGAGUGCGACAGCUCCAGCAUGCCCGCAAUAUUGAAGGGCGGGUGCAAUUGGCGAUUCGACUGGUUCAUGAACGCGGACAACCCGACCGUGAACUUCAAGCAGGUCAAGUGUCCGAAUCAGCUGACCGAAAUCUCAGGGUGCGUCAGGGACGAUGAUUGGAUGUUUCCAAUUCCUUGA